Messenger RNA from Salpingoeca rosetta, 4551 nucleotides. RefSeq lists its product as uncharacterized. Bases 122 to 4306 code for a protein of 1394 amino acids. Gene Ontology annotation, molecular function: lipid binding. Gene Ontology annotation, cellular component: endoplasmic reticulum. The transcript has 31 exons. The record is from RefSeq and is a predicted model, not a curated record. NCBI's taxonomy places the organism in Eukaryota, Choanoflagellata, Craspedida, Salpingoecidae.
GCUUCAUUGAUUGACGCGAAACUUAAAGAGGGGGGUGCGAAGCGAAGAGGACGAAGACAACAGUCAACAACACCCCCACAACACCACUGCACCCGAGUGUUUGCGAUGUGCAUGAAGCAUCAUGACGGCGGCAACCGAUGAACAACGACAACAACAGCGGGAGCAGCAACACCAGGAUCAACAACAUGCCCUCGUCCGCCUGAAGAAGGCUAAACAAGUGCACGAGCUGCUGCAAGAGUAUGAGAUCGAGAGCUUGAACGAGCUCCUGCCUCUCAACAGGCUGGAAAUUGAGUACCAGUUUCGUGACGAGGAUCCAGUGACUCUGCAGCGUGUAUGCGAUGCCAUCAACUACGCCAAAUCAAAGCCAGAGUGGCUCACCCGCGAAUGGCACCAUGCAUGGGCAGCAUCGUUCAUGGGCGGCGCAAUCCUGCUGGCAUGGGUGCUCGGCUUCUUCGGCGUCUCCAUCAUCUGGACGCUUCUCCUCGCAGCCGUCGUCAUUGAGGGCAGCAGGCGCAUGAAGGACGCAUACUUCCAACAAGUCACGCUGUCUGCCCGACGCCAGGCCUCCAAGAUGCGGGCGCUGCAUUUUGGGGAGAGUGCGGAGUGGUUCAACCAGCUGCUGCAGGACUGCUGGCGGCUCGGUGCGCGCGUGUACUUCCAAGACCUCAUCCAGGAAUCCGUCAACGACGUGUUUGAGUUCUACAAGCUGCCCGGCAUGCAAUCGCUGGCCAUCUCUGAGCUGGAUCUUGGUGGGGAAGGACUCACAAUCACACAGAUCCACCACUUUCCUGCGGAAAACGAGAACGAGCGAACGGUGGACGUUGCGCUGUCGUUUGCCAGCAGCGAUGCCCGCAUCGUCAUCAAGGCCAAGUUGAUGGGCAUCACGGCAGCAUGCACGCUCUCCAAACUCGAUGUGCACGCACACGCGCGCUUGUACAUCACCCUCAACAAGGACCUCCCAAUGCCGUUUGUCCAAUCCGUCCAGCUCUCGCUGUUGAGUUCGCCCACCAUCAACUUUGGCCUUGUUCCCAUCGGCACCUUCGACCUCAUGAAGGUGUUCCCCGUAUUUGACCGCUGGGUGAAAGGGGUGCUGGUGUCGUGCGUGGACGAGCUGUUCCUUGAGCCAGAGCGCUUUGAAGUCUACUGCGGCGACCCAAACCCUGCAGACGGCGCAGACACAACAGGCCUAGUGUGCGGGGUGCUGCUUGUGGAUGUCGUUGCUGGUCGCGAUCUUCAACCAACAGGGUCAUCGAAGCGCAAGCGGCGACGGCCACCGGAAUUUAGCGUGUGUGUGCAGUCAGCGCUGCAGCGAUGCGAGACGCCGCCCGCACAGGGGCCCGAUCCUGCCUGGCAGCACCAGUUUGCGCUCUUGAUCUUCAACGCCACAGCAGACAAGGUAUCGCUGGAUGUGUUUGACCGGCGGAUGGGCCUGAAGCCCUCGCUCGUCGGCCGCGCCCGCUUUCGCAUGAGCGAAAUCGUCUCAGACCCAGUGGGAUACGGCAAGACGGUUGAGUUUACGCUUGACAUGCUGGACAAGGUUGGCACGGUCGACGUGCGGUUCCGGUAUGUGCGGCUGCCCAUCCUACCGUCUCGCUUCCUCCCGCCACACAUCAUCACGAAGCGCAAGCGAAAAGGGACUGCUGGUGCUGGUGCUGCUGGUGCUGGUGGUGACAGUGACGGUGGGGUGCACAGUGGCAGCGGUGCACAGCACCAGGCGACGGCUGGAGAAUCAGCGGGGCGUAAGCAGACGCGCCAGGGGAAAGGCCGAGCCAACGGGAGUGUCAAGGCGCACCGUUCCAGCAGCAGCAUCGCAGGCCACGGUGGCGAUGGUGAUGAUGUCAGCACGACAAGCACCAGCAGCAAGAACAAGAGCAAGAGCAAGAAAGGUCGCACACAACAACAACAGCAGCAGCAGCGCCGCCACCGCAAGCAGUCGACAGCAAAGGACGAGAGGCAGAAGCAAGGCAGCGGUCGCGAUAAGGGCAAUGUUGGUGACGAUGAUAACGGUGAUGGCGAUGAUGGUGGGCGGGGUGGGGACAGUCAAGCGCAGUUGUCUACGGAGGACACGAAUGAGGGUGGCACUGCUGCGCCCAUCGAACAGCAGUUGCAGGCGGAGGAGGAGAAGGACGCAGCGCGGCUGGUGUCACUGCAGGAACAGGAGUGCAGCAGCCCCACGGGCGUGCUGUAUGUGCGCGUACACGAAGCAGCGGGACUCAAGCCACUCGACCGCUCAAAGCUGAGCGAUCCGUUCUGCGUUAUGAAGUGCAACGGCGCCAAGGCCCUAAGCACACCUGUCGUGUUCAAGACUCUCAACCCAAAUUGGGAAAGCGUUGUUCCUCGCAAAGCGAAGUACUCUGUGUUCAAGGAAUUUUUGGUGUCGGACGUGCAUCGCACACGGCUGGAGUUCCGGGUGUUUGAUCACGACACUUUCAGCCUCAACGACUUUAUCGGCUCAUGCGCCGUCAGGCUUGACUCGCUGGUGUCAGAAUACCAGCACGUGUGUGUGGAUCAGUGGCUGACCCUCUCCUCGGCCAAAGUGCCAACCGCAACAACCCUCGGCGACGAGAUGCGGGAUGACGGGCGCGGAUCUGUGCGUGUGUCCAUCAUCUACCGCCCCGUUCCCGUUGACCAGGCGACAUUCGACACAGAGACGUGCAUGGGCCGUCUUCGCGCAAAGCGCCGCACAAAACCAUCAGGGAACCAACAGGCAAAGAAGGCAACGCAUCGACAAGACCCGACAGGCGGUCCGAUCAAGGCACCAGAGCACUAUCCAAAGGGCGGGCUGCUGCGUGCGCAAAUCUGCGAGGGGCGCAACCUGCUGCCAAAGGACAAGAGCAUGUUUGGUCAUCGCUCCAGCGAUCCAUAUGUCAUUGCGCGGCUGGGGCAGUUCGACCUGUACAAGACCAAGGUGAUCAACAAGACCCUGAAACCCAUCUGGACAGGCGAGUCGUUCACAGCCACUGUGAUGGACACAACCACGGAGCCGCUGUCCUUCUCCGUCUUUGACUACGAUCGUCUCUCGCGGGACGAUUUUAUGGGCAACAUUGUGAUCAAGUUGAACGAAGACCUGGACGGAACACCGCGAUGGUAUGACCUUGGUCCGGACAACAACGGGCAGCUGAAGCUCAAGCUGUCGUUCACACCCGCCAAUCAGGUGAAACGCACGCGCCGCGCAUCGACACUGCAAUCGAUUUCGCCAUUGCCAGCAGCAGUUGUGGCGGUUCAGGAUGAUGCUACCGCUGGUGCAGGCGAUGAUGAUGAUUAUGACGACGAUGUUUACGACAACAACAACGACGACGACGACGACGACGACGACGACGACGACGAUGAUGAUGAUGAUGAUGAUGAUGAUGAUGAUGAUGAUGAUGGACAAGAUGGCAGCACUGGCCUUGAUGCAGCUGGCAAGAUGUCCAACAGCAGUAGCAAGGGCGGGGGAGGUGCGAUCAAGACGAACCGAUGGCGUGGUGGUCGUCAGAAGGACAAUGCAUCCAGUGAUACGCUGGACGUGCCGGCGAUUGACUCAUUCUCGGAGGCGACAACAGACUUUGGUGCAUAUGUUGACGACUUUGAGGAGGACGCAGACUCUUGGAUUGGUCUCCCACGGUUUGGGCUUCGGAGCAAGAGCAGAGACAACUCAUUCCACACCACAUUAGAGUACGACAGCACCACCCGUGAUGCUUCUUUGCCUCUGCUCGAAGUGGAGGGUGAACUUGUUGCCGUCCACAAUCUCAGUGGCAGCCACGCCUCCGCCAAGCUAUCGGCUUGGCUCGGUGAAGCCUUUGCCACACUGCACAAGUCGCAGGAGAUGUGUGUGGACCACGGCUGCAUGCGGUUCCAGCACGUGUCGUUCCGACUGCACCGGGCACAGGUCACAGACUCGUUCCAGCUGCAGGUGCACACGCGCACGUCUCGACUGCGUAAGUCCUUGGCGGCCACAGGAACGUUCACGCUGCAGGACUUGCUGGGCGAGGAGACUGCAGCAGCACUUACCACGCACAUGCCAUCGCCAGCGUCAUCAUCGUCGUUGUCAGCAUCAAUGGCAGUGCCAUUCACGUUAAAUGCGAGGACCGUGCUGCAGGGGCACCGCGCAGCGCUCGAUGCAACAGCAGAUAUCGUGGCCCAACUCACCAUCAAAGUGACGGCCGUGUCGGGUGGCAAUGGCGACGCUGACGAUGGUGGCAGUGAUGCUGGUGGCAGUGAUGGUGACAGCCGUCGUCGUCAUCGUCAUCAUGGUGAUUCCAAAGCGCACGGCGGCAGCAGGAGCAGCAGCAGCAUUGCGUCAAUGCUGAAGGAGGAGGUGGUGUGACGCGGUGAAGUGGGGAGGCGAAGUUAUCGUGGGCUGUAGGAUGCUGGGUUUGGUUUGACACGCACUGUGUGACCCCAUUAAUGACAACGAGAGAGCGAGACCGAGAGAGAAAGAGAGAGAGAGAGAGAGAGAGAGAGAGAGAGAGAGAGAGAGAGAGAGAGAGCGAGAGAGAGAUAGUGUGUGUGUGUUUGCGUGCGUGUGUGUGCGUGUGUUUGCGUGCCACGUCAUGGUGCAUGUGCUGGCAU